UUCCAGAAUUUAGCCCCUUGGCAGACAGAGGCUGUUGCUACCAGUGGUGGGGGAUUAAAUCUGGCGAUGCUGAAGUGCCCAGAAUUGGAGCAGUGCAACCGCCCCGUGAUGGAGCUGGUGUUUUGGAAAGAGGAGUGACAUUUUUCCUAAGUGUCAGGGACCACGCUUUCUCUGAAGAUGUCAGGCAUGAAAAGAAAAAUUGAGGAUAAAGAUCCGGACUAUGAGGAUAUCUCAGUCUGUCAUCAGGAUAAACGGUGUAAAGUCAGUGAACAUUCAGCACGUGAAGCCACUUUACAAAAAAUUGAAGUUAUCAUCAAGGAACAGUUUGCUGUGGAAAUGAGGAAUAAAGAACACGAGAUUGAGAUUAUAGAUCAGCGUCUGAAUGAGGCCAGAAGGAUGAUGGAUAAACUUCGUGCCUGCAUCGUGGCCAAUUACUAUGCUUCAGCUGUGCAGCCCAAGGUAACUGAGGGUCAAAGGCCAUACGAUUCCACUGUUUUCAACCACCCCGUCAUCAAGAAAUUUUUAGAAUCUCCUUCAAGGUCAUCCUCUCCAGCCAACCAACGCUCAGAAACGUCAUCCACCAACCAGUCAGAAACGGAUUCGGUCACUCACCAAGCUGACUCCUUUCUUGACAAGGAGAAUGAGCAGGAACCGCACUCUGCAGUGAAUGAGGAUAUCAAUCCUGAUGGGUCUGAAAAAAGAACAGGGAGGAACCGUGGGCAGGUUACCCCUGGCAUUCCAACCCCUCAGGAGAUAGAACAGCGGUGUGCUUACCUCACAACUAGUGAAGACCCUUCCCGGCUUUACGUCAAAAAGACAAUUGUUGUUGGCAACGUAUCAAAGUAUAUUCCCCCGGACAAGAGGGAAGACAAUGAUCAGUCUACCCACAAAUGGAUGGUUUAUGUGCGAGGUUCAAGGAAAGAGCCCACGAUUGACCAUUUUGUGAAGAAGGUCUGGUUUUUCUUGCAUCCCAGCUACAAGCCGAAUGACCUGGUGGAAGUCAGUGAACCACCAUUUCACCUGACCAGGAGAGGCUGGGGUGAAUUCCCAGUACGCAUUCAGAUCCACUUCAGGGACCUACGUAACAAAAGGAUCGACAUAAUUCACCAUCUGAAGCUGGACAGAACAUACACAGGCUUGCAGACACUUGGUGCAGAAACGGUGGUGGAUGUUGAACUGCACCGUGACUCUCUUGGGGAGGAUUACCUUCCCGCCUCACUGCCUCCUAGUUCCACAGUGACGUUGCUUUCUUCAUCAUCCUCCUCUUCGUCCACCUGCAGUAGGACACCUCGGUCUGUCACACCCACACAACCUGCAUUGUCCUCCACUCCCCCAAUAACGUCAGUGGGAGGAGUGCACAUCACUGCGGCAGUUUUGAGCUAUUCAUCGGGAAAGAUGUCCCAUGAUCCAUUAGGUGCCACUUCUGAAAAAGUUAAGUUGGAGAUGCCUAUCAAAAAAGAGCUGGGCUGCAGCAGUCACUCAGGACAUUCAUCCCUGGAGCGCACACCAACCAGGCCAGUGGCCACUCAGAAGGUGACAUUUGGAUCACACGGUAACUCUGCUUUCCAACCGAUCACGGCCAGCUGCAAGAUUGUUCCUCAGGAGCAGCUCCCCAGCUCUGCUGAUUCUCCGGGGAAAUCCUUCCAACCCAUAACAAUGAGCUGCAAAAUUGUGUCAGGAUCUCCGAUUUCAACACCAUGUCAUUCUCCUUUACCACGCACACCAACCUCUACUCCUGUCCACAUGAAGCAAGGAUCAUCUGUCUCUGUUAUAACUAACCCCUACAUUAUAGUAGACAAGCCUGGACAAGUGAUUGGAGUGCCAACGUCAAAUACAGCAGGAAGUCCCACAGCCAAGCAGACAGGCAUUUCACAAGGUACGCAUUCACCCAUCCCAAAAAUCCAUGGCAGCAGCUUCAUUGCAACAGCUGUUAAGCAGGAAGAUGCACUUUUUGCAGCUAUGCCCCCAUUGUGCCCCAUUGGAAGUCAUCCCAAGGUUCAGAGCCCUAAACCUGUGACCGGGGGUCUUGGUGCCUUCACCAAGGUUAUCAUCAAACAAGAACAAGGAGAAGUAGUGGCACAGCAGUCAGGGGUCUCAUCUGGGCCCACACAGCAGGCUGUGCAGCAGUUUGUGACAGUGAAAGGUGGCCAGGUCAUUGCUGUCUCCCCACAAAAGCACAGCAGCAGCAUUGGAGCAGGAGGCACUCAGACUAAGGUGGUUGGGAUUCCAGUGGGUUCAACCUUGCAGCCAGUGGUGAAGCAGGCGGUGGCACUGAGCGGGGGUCAGAUCAUUGUUGCCAAACCAGGCACUACGGUUGCUCGAGCUGUUGGACAGAAGCAGAUUGUGGCUCAGGGUGUGGCGAAGGCUGUGGUGAGCGGAGCAAGUGGAACCAUUGUGGCUCAGCCUGUACAGGCAGUCAGCAAAGUUCAGAGUUCAUCGAUUAUCCAGAAAUCAGGAUCGCAAAGCUCAGUUAUGGCCACAUUGCAGCUUCCAGCAACCAACUUGGCCAAUCUGGCCAAUCUACCCCCAGGGACCAAACUCUACCUAACAACCAACAGCAAAAACCCCUCUGGCAAAGGCAAGCUGUUGUUAAUACCCCAGGGAGCCAUACUGCGGGCUGCCAAUCCAGCAGGGCAUCAGUUACCGGGAACAUCACCGAGCACGACUGGCAGCAUUCAGGGCACUGUGGUUGGUGGGUUACCACAGCAACUGGGCUACACCUCAUACAUUCUCAAGCAGACACCUCAGGGCACAUUUCUGGUUGGCCAGUCGGUUCCUCAAUCCUCUGUGAAACAUGGACCUGGUAGUUCUACACCAGGAAUAACAGUGCAAGGAUCAACUUCCACGAGCUCCCAUCAACAGGCUAUCAGAGUAUCCACUGCCCAGAAAGCAGUGUUUGCACAGGUUGUUCCUAGUGCCCAGGCAUCCCCUCUGCAUUCAACUGCUGUUUCCUCGCUCGUACAUUCUCCCUCACCUGAUGGAACCACAAGACCACUCUCUGCAACUUCCCUCUCGCAGCCUGGCACCACCACCUUGCGAGUGACUGGAGGGGUCAUCACAGCGGCCAGCCUCGCAGCAUCGGCCUCGGGAACAGCAACAGCAUCCACAGGGACUUUGGCUCUACAGCCGGAGCCGACAGGCCCUAGCACCCCUGCAUUGUCUAUGGCACCCAUUGUCAAGGUCUCAGGACAGCAUCCAUCCCUCCUGGUAUCUCCAGUUCAGCUUGCUACCAGCCAAUCAACCCGCAUCAUCUCCGUUGGCUCCCAGGCAACAUCCAUGGUGACGUCUCAGCACAGUGGUGAAGGGCCGAGCAAGGUCAGCAGCUCGGGAGCAUCCAGUGUGGUUUCCUAUGAGUGUAAUUCUUCUGCUGGGAUUAACACCUCUAGUGGGAAAGCCAUAGAGGCACCAUCAGUGAAGACAGAACCUGGUUCUUCAGGGACUUGCUUCAACCCCGCACUCUGCACAGCCGGCACCGUGAAAGUGGAACGAGCAGGAUUGCAUGGGGCAUCUGAAAUGAUUGACCUUGAAUACAUUGAGAAUAUGCAACAGUUACUCUCGGCCGUCCUGAAGAAGUUGCCCCUGAUCAUGCCCAAGAAAACUGAGGACUCUCAUCCAUUCUGUGCCGUCUCUCUGGAACAGUACUAUGGUUGGAAUAUUGGGAAGAGGAGAGCUGCAGAGUGGCAGCGUGCAGUAGCUGUGAGAAAGAUCCUGCAGGAAGUGAUGGAGAAAUGUUCGCGGUUUAGCAGCACAGAAGUCAUGAAGACUAAACAGAUUGUGCACUGGUGCCGACAGCGUGGGUACACUCCCCCUGACCCAGAGAUUGCUGCUGCUGCUGCUGCUGAAGAAGAUUCAAUGGAAGAUAUUCUGACACAGAUAGACAAUGAGCCAGAAUGUCCUUCCACAUAUACUGGGGCUAGUGAGCUCUGCCAAAGGCUCACGGAAGUAGAGGACAUUCUCAAGGCUGAAUCUGAGAGUGACGAAGAGGUGGACAUCAUCAGCGCGAUUAAACCCUCCAAAGUGAAAAUCAAGAAAGAGCAGGAGGAGGUUGACGAAGAAGUCAACUUCUACAUGGGCACAGUGCCAGCCUUGGAGUAUGCCAGGGACACGGCUCAGCAGAUCGGUGUUACCAUUGAACCCUUGGAACUGGAGAGCCACAUCUUUGCCCCUGUGAUUGAAGAUAUGAUCAUUAAGGCCACUGAACAGUUUGUAAGUGACAUUCUUCGAGAGUCCUUGGGAAUUGCAUACCAGAGCACUCCUCAUAACAGGACACCCAAAGAGCUGAGUUUAACCGACGUGCACCAAGCCAUCUGCAACAUCUCUGUCUGCGACUUUCUCACUAACAAGUACAUGGGUGUUGUAUCAAGUGAACAGACUGUGCAACAAGAACGAUGAAGGGCCUUAAGCUCUCUACCACUCCAUUGUUGUUCCUGCAUUCGGAUAGGACCUGGGAACAUCCAAGCCAAUGUCAAAGGACUCUUUCCUUCUCCUGCCAGACCCACAGUGGGAGAGAGUGUCACUGUGCUGCUACGAAAUAUAAGUCUUCCGCAUUCUCCGUGGAGCUGCAGGAGAUUCUGGGCCAAGUACUGUCGGGGAAGCUGGUGCUUGGAGAGAGUUGCAGGAUUAUCUGGUGUGGAGGCGCUUGUCUCAUUCUUGUUGUUUGAAUAGUUGGACAAAAACUUAAAGGGCAAUACCACUAGUGACAUGCCUCUCGUUGGCUCUACCACUGGUUUGAUGAAUGAAAGAAGAAACCGGAGCAACAAUCAGUUUGCACUUGAUAUGCAAUGCAGGAGGACGUCAAUAGAAGCCAUCUCUCUUUUCAGGAAACGCACCCCAUGUACCAAAUAGCAGUGGCUAAAGUGAUUUGUUAUUUUCUUACAACUUUUUGUUUGCAAUUGGUGCAGAUUUAACAUCAUAUUUUCUGUACAGAAAGUUAAAUUACCCCUUUGGUGUCUUAGAUUGGAGAGCAUAACAAUUUCAUUGUGGGAGCUUUCCAACAGCCUGCUAUUGAAUCUCAUGUGGGGCCUAGAUCUUGCCUCCAGCACCGCAGCAUUUGUGUAACACGUUGAGCUGAGUAGUGGGAGUUGGGCUCUGCCUCUGGCCAAAAAAAAAAAACACUUGUUGUUUUGAGCCGUUUGCUGAAACUUCGUUAAAGGGCAGCAUUGUGCAGUGCAGCCUGUUUGUCUCAAAUAGAUUCUCCUGUCUGUGUGCUGGUGUGGAUCAGAAUGGUUAAAACUGUUACUGAAUAAGAAUGCUGUUUGUUUAGGCUCAGUGGAAAAUGAAGAUGUUUAUUCUACCCUCUUUCGGAAAUCAUAGAUAGUAAAUUGAAGGUUCAGUUGAAUAAAAAUACUUGAAUCAGUGGAAAAA
This is a messenger RNA of Amblyraja radiata (thorny skate), 5364 nucleotides long. RefSeq names its product YEATS domain containing 2 (gene yeats2). NCBI's taxonomy places the organism in Eukaryota, Metazoa, Chordata, Chondrichthyes, Rajiformes, Rajidae. The coding region runs from base 178 to 4392 and encodes 1404 amino acids. The record is from RefSeq and is a predicted model, not a curated record. Gene Ontology annotation, biological process: regulation of DNA-templated transcription. The transcript is spliced from 29 exons.